Erpetoichthys calabaricus (reedfish) is the source of this 2843-nucleotide messenger RNA. RefSeq names its product phosphodiesterase 4B, cAMP-specific a (gene pde4ba). The transcript has 15 exons. Bases 427 to 2607 code for a protein of 726 amino acids. NCBI's taxonomy places the organism in Eukaryota, Metazoa, Chordata, Cladistia, Polypteriformes, Polypteridae. Gene Ontology annotation, cellular component: cytosol; perinuclear region of cytoplasm; nucleus. Gene Ontology annotation, biological process: signal transduction. Gene Ontology annotation, molecular function: transmembrane transporter binding; 3',5'-cyclic-AMP phosphodiesterase activity. The record is from RefSeq and is a predicted model, not a curated record.
UACUGUUUAUUCUCUUGGACUACAUUACGGCUUGGAAUCCGAUUUAGCUGGGUGUUAAAUAAACUGGGGCCUCUGUUAAUGAGCUGUCAAAGGAGAAACUCAUUACAAAAGGAUUCAUCGGAGACACUCAUGAAUAUUUUGUAAGGGAGGUUUCUUCAGCUGAAUGGACUGGCUGAAUGUUGGUGUGUACUUUGCAGGCGCACCAUCCCCGCCAGGCGGCUGCUGACACAGAAAGAGCACAGAGGAGCAGUUCGGCAGGAGGUGUGCGUCUCCGGAGCAUCUGCCGCUCUCUGCAUGCUCACCGGGGUCUUCUAGCACUUGACUUUUUUUUAAGCUCUUGAAUUUCUUUUGCACUGUGUUGUUUUUCCUCGUUUUGAAUGGCAUAACAUUUUUGGUGGGGUAAACGUUUCGAUUACCCUCACAGAAAUGACCGCACGAGAACCCACUUCGAAUGAGCUCAUGGCUCCGGAUGCUGAAUCCUGCAUUCGAACUUUCAAGGAGCAUAUGCAUUUGGAACUGGAGCCCCCGAAACUGUCAGGGAAGAGGAGCACGUCUCCGAAAAUCUCACCCCGUAGCUCUCCGAGGAAUUCGCCUCGCCUCUUCCGAAAGUUGCUGGUUAACAAAAGCAUCCGUCAGCGGAGACGCUUCACCGUGGCUCAUACAUGCUUCGAUGUUGAAAAUGGCCCAUCUCCGAGCCGCAGCCCUCUGGACCCUCAGGCGAGUCCCGGCUCCGGCCUCGUCCUGCACACCAACUUCCCUGGGCACAGCCAGCGCCGAGAGUCCUUCCUGUACAGAUCCGACAGUGACUAUGACUUGUCGCCCAAGUCCAUGUCGAGGAACUCCUCGAUUGCAAGUGAAGUGCACGGGGACGACCUGAUCGUGACGCCUUUUGCUCAGGUACUUGCAAGUCUGCGCAGCGUAAGGAACAACUUCACCGUUCUGACCAACUUACAUGGAGCCCCUAACAAGAGAUCACCGGCGACAAGUCAGCCUCCCAUCACCAGGGUCAGCCUGCCAGAGGAAUCGUAUCAAAAGCUAGCAAUGGAAACGAUGGAAGAACUGGACUGGUGUUUGGACCAGCUUGAAACGAUACAGACUUAUCGUUCUGUCAGUGAGAUGGCAUCCAAUAAGUUCAAGAGAAUGCUGAACCGGGAACUGACACACCUGUCAGAAAUGAGCCGUUCUGGCAAUCAAGUCUCGGAGUACAUCUCUAACACCUUCUUAGACAAACAGAACGAUGUGGAAAUCCCAUCCCCCACAUCAAAAUGCCGGGAAAAGAAGAAGAAGCAGCAGCUGAUGUCUCAGAUCAGUGGCGUGAAGAAAUUGACUCACAGCUCCAGUCUAAACAACACGAGCAUUUCAAGAUUCGGGGUCAAAACUGAGAACGAAGAGUUCCUCUCCAAGGAACUGGAGGACCUAAAUAAAUGGGGCCUGAAUAUUUUUAAAGUGUCCGAAUAUUCACAUCACAGACCUCUCACAUGCAUAAUGCAUGCAAUCUUUCAGGAGAGAGACCUACUGAAGACCUUCAAGAUUCCUGUUGACACACUUGUUACCUACAUGAUGACCUUGGAGGAUCACUAUCACUCUGAUGUGGCCUAUCACAAUAGUCUUCAUGCUGCUGACGUGGCCCAGUCAACCCACAUUCUUCUGUCAACUCCAGCCCUAGACGCCGUCUUCACUGACCUGGAGAUUCUUGCUGCACUAUUUGCUGCUGCCAUCCAUGAUGUGGAUCACCCAGGUGUCUCUAAUCAGUUCUUAAUCAACACCAACUCCGAGCUGGCCCUCAUGUACAAUGAUGAGUCUGUCCUGGAAAACCACCACCUGGCUGUGGGCUUCAAACUGCUGCAGGAAGAAAACUGUGACAUCUUCCAGAACCUCAGCAAGAAGCAGCGGCAGUCACUGAGGAAAAUGGUCAUUGACAUGGUUUUGGCAACUGAUAUGUCCAAACACAUGAGCCUGCUGGCAGACUUGAAGACCAUGGUGGAGACCAAAAAGGUGACAAGUUCAGGAGUACUGCUGCUCGAUAACUACACAGAUAGGAUCCAGGUUCUUCGCAACAUGGUGCAUUGUGCCGACCUGAGCAAUCCAACCAAGUCUCUGGAGCUCUACCGCCAGUGGACAGACAGGAUCAUGGAGGAGUUCUUCCACCAGGGAGAUAAAGAGAGGGAGAGAGGGAUGGAAAUCAGCCCGAUGUGUGAUAAACACACUGCCUCGGUUGAAAAGUCACAGGUGGGAUUCAUUGACUAUAUCGUCCACCCACUGUGGGAGACCUGGGCAGAUCUGGUCCACCCGGAUGCACAGGACAUCUUGGACACGUUAGAGGACAACAGAAACUGGUAUCAGAGUAUGAUCCCACAGAGCCCGUCGCCCCCAUUUUACGAGCAAGACAAAGACAAUCAUGGCACCGGAGAAAAAUUUCAGUUUGAACUCACACUAGAGGAGGAAGACUCUGAGGGAGCUGAACGAGAGGAAGACUGUCAAGGGCAGGAUAGUGUCAGCAAUGCCGGGUCCCAAAUGGAGUCCAAUGAGUACACGCUCUUGGAGGAACAACUGGAAGGGACCCUAAUCAAAAUCGUGACAGAAGACGCGUCACCCGUGGACACAUAGUGAUGCAGGAGGAUAUUGAUGAUUGGCGUUGUGUUCGCUGAUUGAAUGAAGGAGCAGCCUUGCACACUGGGUUGUAAAGCCUGAGGCUAACUUUAGCAGGGAGAGGUUUCCUCGCACCCUUGCAUUGGGAGUUGAGGGUUUGGCUGAAGUGAAAAGAGUAGGAGAAGGAGCUCUCAGGAAUUUUCUGCUGAAAAUCGGAACUUGACUCAUUAGCGUUUUUAAAAAAAAAAAAAUAA